Sinocyclocheilus anshuiensis is the source of this 2660-nucleotide messenger RNA. Its product is annotated as cadherin EGF LAG seven-pass G-type receptor 3-like. Bases 22 to 2634 code for a protein of 870 amino acids. Gene Ontology annotation, biological process: homophilic cell-cell adhesion. Gene Ontology annotation, cellular component: plasma membrane. Lineage: Eukaryota; Metazoa; Chordata; Actinopteri; Cypriniformes; Cyprinidae. Gene Ontology annotation, molecular function: calcium ion binding. The record is from RefSeq and is a predicted model, not a curated record. The transcript has 20 exons.
CUGACUGUGAAUUGUGGAAAAAUGGUCUUAUUCUCUAUUUUAAUUAUUUUAGCCUGUCUGCAUGUCCACAGUGUAAGGAGUGCUAUCGGUUCCUCGCAGAUAAACUGUGCAACUGGAACUAAUAUUAAUGUAGGGAGCGUCCUGGAGGGAUAUGAAGGUGAUGUAGAGAUUCUCACUAAUAUCGGACCUAAUGAUCGUCUGCUUCUGGAGGCAUAUCUCUUUCCUAUUGGUUUGGAAUUUCUGGAGCUGAUUUAUUCUGAUGGAGAUUCGACCGCUACUGUACGGACCAAAAAACCACUGGACGCUGAUGAACUAAAGGAGCAUGGAGAGAAAUUAUAUUAUUCAGUCACCUGCUCAGGAGGGCUAAAAAACAUCCGGACGGUAGACGUUCUGGACGUCAAUGACAACCCUCCGAUCUUCCAGAGCAAGUCAUACAGCGCCACAGUGUCAGAGACGACGACUGUGGGUUCAGAUGUGCUCAGGGUGAGGGCUGACGAUGCCGAUGUCUCUCCAGAAAACAACAGAAUUACGUAUUCAAUACUGCAUCCAGUACCAGAUGACUUUGAAGUGAGACAGGACGGUAACAUCAGGUUGAAACAACGUCUGAACUACAACAAUGUUCAACAGUACAUCUUCACUGUGAAAGCUGAAGAUAAAGGAGAACUCAGUGACACAGCAACUGUUACAGUAACGGUAGAAGAUUUUGACAACCUAAACCCUUAUUUUGAUCACAGUCUCUAUGAAGCAUCCAUUGAGGAAAAUCAGGCAGGACAAUUGUCAGACUUCACUCCUGAGGAAAUAAAAGCUCAAGAUGGCGACACGGGCAUCAACGAGCCUGUCGUUUACAGUAUAACAGCAGUCCUUCCAAAUGAUUAUCAGGGCAACUUUGAAAUUGACCGAAACAGUGGACUCAUCUCCGUGACAACAGCACUAGACAGAGAGGAAAUUGACCAGAUAACGGUUUACAUACAGGCAGCUCAGCAGGAUGAUGCCAGUAAGACGACAAACGCUGUGGUGUCUGUCACCAUUGAAGACGUGAAUGACAACCCGCCAAAAUUUGAGCAGGAUGAGUACACAGUGUCUAUUCUGGAAAAUUCACCUCAGGACCAGUUUGUGCUUCAGACUAGAGUCACUGAUCUAGACCUGGGUGGGUUCUCUAAAGGUCACUUUAUCAUGGACAGUGAUACCUUCGUUAUCAACAGUCAAGGAGUAAUAUCACUCAAGAGCGAUGCCACCUUGGAUAGAGAAACUAUAGGCAAUUACAUUAUACAGGUAAUAGCUGUAGACCAGCCUGAUGAUGGUUUAAGCUCCACAGCUCAGGUCAACAUCACCGUUCUGGACGUCAACGAUAACAACCCACAAUUCCUUCCUCUCCCAGAGCGCAUUGAGAUUCAGGAAGGUGUUUACACUCCCUCAUCACCUGGAGAGGUGUGCGUGAUAUCAGCCACAGACUCUGACAUUGGAGAAAACGGACGUGUCGCCAUCACUACUUACUCACACAGUGGACUAUUCAGCUUCAGAGAGGAUGGGACUCUACUAGCUAUCGAGGCGCUGGAUCGGGAGACACAGGACGUGUAUGAUGUGGUCAUUGUUGCAAUGGAUCAUGCAAUCCCACCAAGAAAUAACAUCACCACAGUGAGGGUCAGUAUCACAGACGUCAAUGACAAUGCUCCAGUCUUCAGCUCUGACACUUACAGCAGAAGCAUUCUGGUUAAAGACGCCAAGGUUGGAGAGGUGCUGCUGACAGUCUCUGCCACAGAUAAAGAUGCCGGAUCCAACUCAAUCAUUAGCUACAGUUUCUCUGAAAACUCUUCCAUGGUCACACUGGAUGCUGAAACAGGAGACAUCACUUUGACCUCUGACCUUAGUGAGGUCACAGAAGACAUGCUGCUAACCCUGACUGCUAUAGCGACAGAUCAUGGAACACCAGCACAGUCUGAUGAAGCCAAAGUCUUGAUUCAUUUCAAAACUGACGGUUUGGCUUUUGAGAGCUCCUCCUACAACUUUACAAUCAAGGAGAACGAACCUGAGGCCACGAUAGUAGGCAAAGUCAAGGCAUUAACAGGGAGUCCACUGGUUACAGUCAGCUAUAACAUGAAGUCACACAAGGAUGUCUUCUCUGUGGAUGGUGAGGGAAUUAUAAAAGCUCUCAGACCACUGGACAAGGAGGAAGAGGAGUGGUACAUCCUCACAGUAGAGGCCAUAGACUCCAGAACUCCUCCAAACACUGCAGAGACAAUGGUCAGUGUUCAGGUUGUGAAUGUGAAUGAAGCUCCUGUGUUUGAUGCUGCAAUAUAUGAGGCUCAAAUCCCCAGUAACUCUCCAUACAAAUUCCCUAUAGUGAAGGUUCAGGCAUCAGACCCUGAUGUGGGCGAGAGCUCAAAAUUGCAGUAUUCCCUACUGGAGCACUGUCCACUGCUGGAUGUAGAGGCAAACACUGGUCAGCUCUACGUACUGGAUGUAUCCGGUUUUGGAGACGGUCUGUUCACCUUACAGGUUAAAGCCACUGAUGAACUCGGACUGUUCACAAAUACAACAGUAAUGAUCAGAGUGAGAGAAAGUGCAAGUGACAACUUUGUGGUCAUUCCAAAAAAGCCUAUGUUCAAACUGAAGAAGAUGAUACCAAAGAAAUGAUACCCCUGCUCGGCAUGGGCUGUUUG